This is a messenger RNA of Thermothielavioides terrestris NRRL 8126, 2139 nucleotides long. RefSeq lists its product as uncharacterized. The record is from RefSeq and is a predicted model, not a curated record. Gene Ontology annotation, biological process: L-valine biosynthetic process. Lineage: Eukaryota; Fungi; Ascomycota; Sordariomycetes; Sordariales; Chaetomiaceae. Gene Ontology annotation, molecular function: ketol-acid reductoisomerase activity. Bases 180 to 1397 code for a protein of 405 amino acids. Gene Ontology annotation, cellular component: mitochondrion. The transcript is spliced from 6 exons.
AAAAAAAUCUGACUCGCAAGCUCCGAUCAGUGCAGCGGAACGGAAACGGAGAACAGCAUUGGGCGCCUCAUAAAAGCUACUCGGCACCCUUCCGGACCUUGACCUUCGUUCCCCAUACCCGUAUAUCCCAACCGAACCCCCCCAUUCCGGCCCAUCUCCACUCCCGAUUCCCCAAUACCAUGGCCUCCCGCAGCUUCUCCAAGGCUCUGCGCUCCCCAUUGGCGCGCCAAUUGGCGUCGCCCGCCGUCCAGCGCCGCACGUUCGUCGCUGCCGCCGGCCUGGUGCGCGCCUCGGCCGUCGCUGCUUCCCGCGUUGCCGCUGCGCCGGCCCAGCAGCAGGUGCGCGGUGUCAAGACCAUCGACUUUGCUGGCUCAAAGGAGGAGGUCUACGAGCGUGCCGACUGGCCGAAUGAGAAGCUCCUGGAGUACUUCAAGAACGACACCCUCGCCCUCAUUGGCUAUGGCUCGCAGGGCCACGGCCAGGGCCUCAACCUCCGCGACAACGGCCUCAACGUCAUCAUCGGCGUGCGCAAGAACGGCAAGUCGUGGCAGGAUGCCAUCCAGGACGGCUGGGUUCCCGGCAAGAACCUCUUCGAGGUCGACGAGGCCAUCUCCAAGGGCACCAUCAUCAUGAACCUGCUCAGCGAUGCCGCUCAGAGCGAGACGUGGCCUGCCAUCAAGCCCCAGAUCACUAAGGGCAAGACGCUCUACUUCUCGCACGGCUUUUCGCCCGUGUUCAAGGACCUCACCAAGGUCGACGUCCCCAAGGACGUUGAUGUGAUUCUCGUCGCGCCCAAGGGCUCCGGCCGCACGGUGCGCUCGCUCUUCCGCGAGGGCCGCGGCAUCAACUCGUCGUUCGCCGUCUACCAGGACGUGACGGGCAAGGCCAAGGAGAAGGCCAUCGCCAUGGGCGUCGCCAUCGGCUCGGGCUACCUGUACGAGACGACGUUCGAGAAGGAGGUGUACUCGGACCUGUACGGCGAACGCGGUUGCCUGAUGGGCGGCAUCCACGGCAUGUUCCUGGCGCAGUACGAGGUGCUGCGCGAGCGCGGCCACAGCCCGAGCGAGGCCUUCAACGAGACGGUCGAGGAGGCCACGCAGUCGCUGUAUCCGCUCAUCGGCGCCAACGGCAUGGACUGGAUGUUCGAGGCCUGCUCGACCACGGCGCGGCGCGGCGCCAUCGACUGGACGCCCCGCUUCAAGGAGGCGCUCAAGCCCGUGUUCAACCAGCUGUACGACUCGGUCAAGAGCGGCGAGGAGACCAAGCGCUCGCUCGAGUACAACUCGCAGCCCGACUACCGCGAGAAGUUCGAGGCUGAGAUGGACGAGAUCCGCAACCUGGAGAUCUGGCGGGCGGGCAAGGCCGUUCGUGCCCUGCGCCCCGAGAACCAGAAGUAAGCUGCUGUCGUCGUCAGCGGCAGCGACAGCGGCGGGGAAUGUUGAUUUCUUGCGCGGGAGACGGGUCGAUACUCUGGCUUAUGGGACGGUUGGGGCUGUCGCCCUGGCUCGGACGGGAUACCUCGGGCAACGGGAAUCAAAAGCGCUUGAUUCGCACUGCACAUUUGUUUAAUCAUUGGGCGUCAGCUGUAACCUGUACAUAUUCUUUCUAGCUGAUUGAUUGGUGGCUGGCCGGGAUUUGAUUUGCUUUCUGAGCGCGCACCUCAUACUCUUUCCCUCCAUCCCUUCUCUCUAUCUCUCCCUCUUUCGCCCUCUCGUCUAUUCCCGAAACAAGUCACCCAGCAUCUCGAGACUCACAUUCCCCCCGCUAAACACCACCCCGAGAUCCCACCCUUCCUCCCCCCCUUCCCUCUCCACCAGCUCCCGAAAGGCCUCCACCGACGCGCGGGUGAGCGGCGGCGCCGUGGUCGGGUCGGCCAUCUUGCGGUGCGGUGCGGUGCGGCGGAUGCAAGUUCCGGUUCGGAGCGUUGGAGAAAAUCGGUGUUGCCGGUGCGGGAUCGGAUCGGGGGGGGGUUCUGACUCGUACGAGAUGUCCGGUGUGGGGUCACCAAGGCCUUCGAGCCCGGUAACGGCGAGGCACGGCGGGGGAUGGGCUCAAAUAUGUACGGGGAUGUCCACAGUAACUCGAGUGGAUUUGGCCCGGAUCCAUCUUUCUGGAGAAAUCCACUACUGCGUAACACCC